AGAUAAGAUAUGAUAACGUGGUUGAUCCAUUCCACGUGGUAGUGCUAGGGAAGAAGCAGUAAGCACUGAGCUUGAAGUAAUAGAUGGACAGCAGUCGCAAUUUCUUGCUUAGUUCUCAUGUGGCGCCAUCCCCACCCGUCAAAGUCAAAGCACAGGAAAUUCGGGUAUGCACCAACCGCACCUGCCGCAGACAGGGCUCAUUUCAAACCCUAGAAACUCUAUCUGGCCUCGCUCCUCCAAACGUCGCCGUGAAGUCCUGCGGGUGCUUGGGGCGGUGCGGUGGCGGUCCCAAUCUGGUGGUCCUGCCUGAUGGCCUCAUCGUUGGCCAUUGCGGGACGGCUGCUCGGGCGGCGGAGGUCAUAGCGACUCUGUUUGCCGGAGCUGGAGGCCAUGACCCAAAGACUUGUUUAGAUGCGCUUGCUUUGAGGAAGAGAGCGGAGAUUGAGUUUGCCAAGCGAAACUUCACUGAGGCUGAGCUUCUACUCUCACAGGCUAUAGAUUUAAAACCAUUUGGUGGCAUACAUAUCACUUUUAAAUGCAGGUCAUUUGUAAGGCUGGAAUUGGGCAACUACUCUGGUGCCCUCGAAGAUGCUGAAGAGGCUUUGGCAUUGGCUCCCGGUUAUUCUGAGGCUUAUAUCUGCCAAGGUGAUGCCUUUUUGGCGUUGAACAAAUUUGAUUUGGCAGAGCAGUCAUAUUCAGCAUCCUUAGUUAUAGAUCCUUCGAUUCGUCAUUCUAAAUCAUUCAAGGCUCGGAUAGCAAAACUUCAGGAAAAACUUGCUGCUGUCAAGACACUGUGAGAUCUAGAUAGUAAAUGAAGGUCCAGUUAAUUCAGAUACAGUGAUGUCAGAAGGAAUAAAAUUUUUAUCAACUGUUUCCGGGCAUUAAAAUGCCAUUUGCGUUGUAUUUCAAUUUUCUGGUCUCAAAUAUCAAUUGACUAUUUUUAUUAUCGUAGUAUUUUAGAAUACGACAACCAAAGGAAAUGGUUUUGCAACCAUUAGCCGUGGAAUUAUUACAACUAUGAGCAAAUAGAAAAUGAAAAGAAAGAAAGGCUCCGGUGUAUAGAAAGGACCUGGCCGUUUCUAAAAAAAAUCAUAGAAACGAUGAAAUCCACCCAUUUUUUAUAUAUGUC
This is a messenger RNA of Glycine soja, 1129 nucleotides long. RefSeq names its product small glutamine-rich tetratricopeptide repeat-containing protein alpha. Bases 84 to 797 code for a protein of 237 amino acids. Lineage: Eukaryota; Viridiplantae; Streptophyta; Magnoliopsida; Fabales; Fabaceae. Gene Ontology annotation, molecular function: protein binding. The transcript has 5 exons. The record is from RefSeq and is a predicted model, not a curated record.